Misgurnus anguillicaudatus (oriental weatherfish) is the source of this 1555-nucleotide messenger RNA. The record is from RefSeq and is a predicted model, not a curated record. Lineage: Eukaryota; Metazoa; Chordata; Actinopteri; Cypriniformes; Cobitidae.
UCUACUUCCUAAUUCAGAUACUUUAUGAGUCUCGUUUUGUGUCUUUUCUCACACUUGCUGUAAUGGAGUUGUUCAUCAUCACUCUUCUGCAUCUUCUUAUGGAGGUUCAGUCAUAUAAAGUUCCUAAUCUAAAAGUGUCUCCUGAUGUCAUAAGAGAGUCAAACUCAGUACAUCUGAUCUGUGAGAGUCCAGCUGAUGUUAAAGUGAAUCAGUGUUAUUUCUAUUCAAACAAAGAGGAAAAUACAAAACUCAGUCAAUCAUGUCAGCUUCAUCUCACUGGAACUGAACUUCUCUUAUGGACGCGUGAAAAAUCACCUGUAUCACUCAACAUUAGAUGUUUUUACACAAUAGAUGUAUAUGGGGUUCAUAAACCAUCACCUUACUCUCCUCCUGUCACACUGACAAUAUUAGAUACUCUUAAGAAACCCUCCAUCAGUGUUAAUGGUACCAUUGCCAACAUCAGUAUAUCAUGUGAAAUACCACUAACAGUCAAAGCUGAAUUCAUCUGUAAUCUCUACACUGAGUAUGGACCUCUGACACGCAGAAGUUAUCUAAGUCGUACACAGACUGGAGGACAUCAGUGUAUGUUUUAUAUGAGUCUGAGUGAAAUAUUCAAACAUAACCAAACAGUGAACAGUCGACAGCUGAGUUGUGAUUAUUCAGUCAAAACAGAUCCUGAGAAUGAGAUGAACCUCACAUCACCACGCAGUGAUGUGUUUACUGUCAGCGGUUAUCCUCAGGCAAAGUUGUCAGUGUCUUCUUCAGUUAUCAUGGACAGCGACACAGUACAGCUGGACUGUAACAGUAAGAAUCAGCACAUGGACGAAUGUUACUUCACUAUAGAUGGAAGAGAAAAUAAACAGAGCAGAUCAUGUCAACUAUCACUCACUGGAUCUGACAUCAUGAAAUGGUCAGGAGGUCAGAGGUCAUCUGUCAUCUUAACCUGCUUCUACACUAUGUAUAUAUCACAAAAUGAUACCAUGCCAUCUCCAUGUUCAGAUCCAGUAACAGUAACAGUUCAGAGGAAAAGAAUGUGGCUGAUAAUGCUGUCAGCAGUGGCGUGCUCUGUGAUUGUACUCACAGGACUCAUAUGUCUGUGUGGAUUUGCAUGCAAAACGGUAAGAUCUAAACGUCAAAGAACUGCAGGAGAUUCGCGUGCUUCUGGACCUGCAGAUAUAUGCUCUUUCAUCAAUUAUGAACCAGACACAUCUAAACCCACAGACCUCAAGCAGCAACAGUCACACCAAGAAAGCAAACCAGAGACUUACUCGCUCAUUACUUCAGCUGUCCAGCCUUCAGAUGUUUUGGUUAACACACGACACAAGAAGGGACAUACUGAAGAGGAUGAAAUUGUUUAUCACGUCUACUGCACCAUCCCAGACAAACCAGUAAAAGCUGUUGAAGAUCAUAUCUACAGUUUAGCUACCUGACUUUCAUUCAAGACUUCUUUAUCUUCUUUGUUUAUUUUUAUCUUCUUUGUUCAUUUACAUGACGUGUAUUUGUUAAAUGUUUAAAUAAUAAAGUAUCUUUUUUUGCUGACAAACAUUAAUUGGAG